Solanum tuberosum (potato) is the source of this 390-nucleotide messenger RNA. RefSeq lists its product as uncharacterized. Lineage: Eukaryota; Viridiplantae; Streptophyta; Magnoliopsida; Solanales; Solanaceae. The coding region runs from base 1 to 390 and encodes 129 amino acids. The record is from RefSeq and is a predicted model, not a curated record. The transcript has a single exon.
AUGAAGGGCAUCAUGCGAUUUGGAAAGAAAGGGAAGCUCAGUCCUAGGUACGUUGGACCGUAUAAGAUUAUUCGGAAGAUCGGUAUGGUGGUAUACGAGCUUUAUUUGCCUUCAGAAUUGGAAGCAGUUCAUCCUGUAUUUCAUGUUUCUAUGUUGCGGAAGUGCAUUGGAGAUCCUUCACGUAUUAUGCCCAUUGAAAAUAUUUGUAUCGCUGAGGAUUUAUCUUAUGCAGAGGUACCAAUAGCUAUUUUAGAUCGGCAAGUAAAAAAGCUUCGAAAUAAAGAUGUAGCUUCUGUGAAAGUGUUAUGGAGAAAUAACAACGUCGAGGAAAUGACUUGGGAAGCGGAAGAGGAAAUGAGGAAGGAGUACCCCCAACUGUUUACCACUUAA